AUGACCGCACCCGCUACCGACUUUCCUUUUGCGAAAGAUCUCAAAGAUCUUCAUCUCGUGUAUGACUACAAUGCCCACGACGCGCAGGGCAAGCCUGAAAAGUGGCGCUAUGAGAUCUGGUUCUUCAGCGAAGAUCGCGUCGUCUACAAGAUCCACGGUGGUCCGAUGGCCGGCCGAACCAACUUCCAGACAUGUAGCUUUCAAUGCAUCAGACCAGGCGAGCUGUGGCAGUGCAACUGGCUCGAAGCCAUCCCCGCAGAGACGGGGACUGUCGUCUCCCUCGUCUACGACAUUCCCAAGAAACGGAUAACGACGCUUCUCGCUUUCUCCAAAGGUAUUGUUAUUGCUGGGGGCACUCUCCCUUUGGACGUAGGCGACCAGAUCGCUGACGGGGGCGAUUGCAAGGUCACUGGGAGAAUGCGGAAGCGGCACACGGGGAUAAAAGAAACCCGGCGGAUCUCGAGAGGUGGCGCGGUCUGGCGCGCAUUGGCAUUCAGACGGACAGGCAUAUGCUCCCGGAACAGGCUGAUCUUGUGGAUAUCUUCAGGGGCAAGGAGUCACCCUAAAAGCGGCGAUUUUGGGUGGGAGAUUUUGACCUUUUCCUCCUCCUCUUCGGGUGCCAAGAGAAAUGCCCGACGGGACAAUCACAGCAAAACUAGCGACGACAUUCCAUUCCCUCGUCCCCAACGACGUCCCCCUUCCUUCCCAUCAUUAAAAGCCCUUCAAAUGUUCCCCCGCCUCCGCACCCCCAUCCUCCAAAACACCGGCUCCACGGCGCGCGACCACCUCGCUUCCGAACGGACCUUCCUCGCCUGGCUCCGCACCGGUCUCGGCUUCGUAGCCCUGGGCAUCGCAAUCGAGAGAUUCGGCCAGCUCGACCCCGUCCCCACCCCGGCAGCCAAGGGCAAGGGUGGACAUCCCAAGAAGGACCAGAGCGAGGGCCUCGUGCGGGGACUGUUGGCGACGGGGAGCGGGAGCAUCGCGUACGGCACGGCGAGAUACUUUUCCAACAUGAGGAUGCUGGAGAAGGGAUCGUACAAGCCGAGUCUGUACGGCGCGGGCGCGUUGAGCCUGGCCGUGGUCGGGUUGACGGGGGCGGCGUGUUGGGAGAUUGUGAGGGGGAGGCGGGAGGAGGGGGAGGAUUGA
Molecule: messenger RNA, 1146 nt
Organism: Letharia lupina
Lineage: Eukaryota; Fungi; Ascomycota; Lecanoromycetes; Lecanorales; Parmeliaceae
Exons: 4
Coding region: 1-1146 (381 amino acids)
Molecular function (GO): carboxy-lyase activity
Source: RefSeq, a predicted model, not a curated record